GUUUUUAUGAAUUCCUUCAGAGGAAAAGUUACAAAAGUAUGUGUUUCUUUGCCAAAAUAAAUCUGUGUUUAAAUAUUCCCAGUAAUGUAGGAAGAUAAUUACUUGUGCAGACAUGACACACUUAAAAAAUCCAUAUUAGCAUAUCUGAAAUAAUCGAAUAGGUUGCUGGUAUAUAAUUGGUACUGUGGAUUUCUAUUUACUAAAUUUACAAUUUUCUGCAGGGGGUGGUGCAGUAGUGCAGUGGUUGGCACUGUUACCUCGCACCUCUGGCACUAGGUGUCUCUGCCAUGGCUGUGUGUGUGUGGAGUUUGCAUGUUCUCCCUGUGUUGUUUUGGGAUUUCCUCUAGAAACUGCUCCUCUAGUUUCCCCCAAAGUCCAAAAACGAGGUUAAUUGGAGUUGCUGAAUUGCUGCUAGGUGUGCAUGUAUAAGUGAAUGGUGUGUGAAUGUGCCCUGUAAUGGGUUGGUGCCCCAUCAUGGGUUAUUCCCUGCCUUACACCCAUAGCCACUAUGUUCAACAUCACACACAUGGUCAUGCACCAUGGUAAUUACUUACUACAGGCAAACUUGCUUCACCAAUGAGUUUAUCUACACGUCUAUGGACUGAGGAAGGAAAGCUCCAUACUCAUAGAGCAGAGGUUCAAAAUGCAUAACAUUUCAACAGAAUUCACGCAUCCAUCCAUCCAUUUUUCAAACAACUUAUCCCAUUGGGUCGCGGGGGGUCCGGAGCCUAUCCCGGAAGCAAUGGGAACAAGGCAGGGAACAACCCAGGAUGGGGGGCCAGCCCAUCAUAGGGCACAUUCACACACCAGUCACUCCCACAAGCACACAUACAGGCAAUUUAGCAAGUCCAAUUAGCCUCAGCAAGUCUUUGGACUGUGGGGGGAAACCGGAGGAAACCCCAUGACGACAUGGGGAGAACAUGCAAAAUCUGCACACAAGUGACCCAGGCGGAGACUCGAACCCAGGUUCACCCAAGAACCCAGACGUGUGAGGCAACAGUGGUAACCACUGCACCACCAUGCCGCCCCAUCAACAGAAUUCAUUUCUAUUUUAAUAGUUUUAAAUAGGUUUUUUGAAUCAUUAUCUGAACCAGAUUGUCAAGGAGAUACGAAUAACAUCAGAUUUUGUUCCUUUUAGAAAAACCAAAGAAGGUUUUCCUACCCAUUUGUUUGAUCAUUUGGUUUUAUGUUCAAGUGGUGGCCAGUGUUCUCCUCCAAGAUAAUCUAAGUGAUUUUACAUAAUCACGUGAGAGUUUUGUGCAAAGCACAGGCAGGGAUGAAAGUGUCUCUGUCUCAGACACCUCAGUUAGGGGGCGUUCGGCCAUCCAGGUGCUGAUGUCACUCUAACUAGCAGUGAUGUGCAAGGAGAUCAGGAGGGAACAUGAAGUGCAGUUAUUAUUGCGGACAUGUGAGAUGAUGAAAUUUCAUUCACGGUGAAAGAUGAUUGUUUUGGUAUCUAGGUUAUUAUGCCAACCUCACUGACAUGAGAAGUAUGAUUUCAGUGUACAUUCCGAUUUCCGGGAGAAAAUACUGAUGUCUAUCGAACAAUAUAUUCAGCUCAUGCCAUUGUGCCAAGUUUUUCAAACUUUCAGCCUUCUGUUACUCUUGUGUCAUCAUAAGUCCCAAACUCUUAAUUACUGAGUAAUUAUCGAGACUGAAAUGUCAUAGUAAAGAAAACAAAAGUAGCCUACUGCAAACUUAACAUUUCUUGAAGUAAUCAACCCUAAGCUGUUGUUUGAUUGCUAGUAUAUGCUUGGUAUUGUCAAUUUAAAUUUAAUAAAUACACUUUUAUGUUUCUUUUUUAGGCAAAUAUGAAUUAUCAAAUCUACAUUCUCCUUCUGCCUGCGUUGUAUGACGUGUGCCUGUGUUGUUCAGCUGGAAAAGAGGCCAAUAAAGUUUGCUAUAAGGACUCGGUAACCAAAAUCCCAGAGACUUUGGACAGCAACAUCACUAGUAUAUCCUUUUUCAAAAGCAAAAUAUUCACCAUUCCGCCAAGAGCUUUUAUCAAUAUGUCUCACAUAGAGAAUCUGGAAUUCCUUUCUACUCCUAUCACAACCAUCGAGGCAGGUGCAUUUGAAGGUUUACAUAACUUGAAGGCAAUUGAAUUUAUAAGUACGUCAAUAACAUCAAUUCCAAUGGGAGCUUUUCAGGAUCUGCCAAGCCUAGAGAAGCUUGUUUUAAAAGACAACAAAAUAAAAUUUUUGGAAAAAGGACUUUUCGAUGGUCUUGAAAAGCUGAAGGAACUGGGCCUGAACAUGAAUGAAAUUGUUUCAAUUGAUGAAGGAAUUUUCGAUCAGCUGGAUGGCCUACAAGCACUUCAUUUGGGCAGGAAUACCAUCACUUCUGUCUCCAAAGAGAUGUUUGAAAAACUGAGUAAAUUAGAAAUCAUCAGACUCUAUGACAAUCAGCUUAGCAUCAUUCCAGAUGAGAUCUUUAGUAAUCUAACAAACCUUAAAGAGAUUGCUUUACAGGGCAACAAAAUCAGUGUUCUACCCCCAAAACUAUUUCAUAAUAAACCUAAUUUGAAAAAAAUAUAUUUGGAAGAUAAUCUAUUGACUGAAUUGCCUCAUGAGAUAUUUAUGAAUCUUUCUUCAUUGAAAACAUUAAGACUUCAAAACAACCAACUAGUAAGUCUUCCACCUUUUCUCUUUGGGAUGAUGCCAAACAUAACGGAGCUUGAUCUCAGUGAAAACAACCUCGCUGCCCUUUCAAAAGAUGUAUUUGGCUCUAUUGCAGAAUCCAAAAACCUUGACAGACUUAAAUUGUCCCGUAAUAAUUUGAAAAACCUCCCAGAAGGAAUAUUUGACUCUGUUUCUAUCAGUCGAGUUCAUCUGGAAAAAAACCCCUGGAACUGUGACUGCAAGUUCAUACCUCUCUUCCAAUGGAUGAAACGAAACAAGUCAAAUAUAUUUAGAUUCUCAAGUCUUAAGUGUGCAAGCCCAGAACAUUUAAAAGGACAAAUUAUUGAGUCCCUAAAAGAGGACCAGCUGGUAUGUACGUUUACUUUGCCUCCCACGACAACAAUCAGCAUGUUUAACACCACCUAAAAAACAACACCUUCAGUCAAACUGACAAGCACAUUCCCUGCAGCUACAACCUCCAUCACUACACAGACAAGUGAAUUACCCAGCAUACCCACACCCACAAUGUCAACCACUGCAACUACGGCAACAACAAUGGGAACGAUGUACUGUAAUCGACAGCCACUAUUUUGACAACUAUGCCUACAAGUUCAACACUGCUAAGCACUUUGACAAAUACCACCAGUCCCCCAGUAACCACCACGGAGAAGCACCCAACAACUGGCCUUCCUUCACCUGUUCUUUUUGUUACAACCCAGAGACAACCUGCACAACUUCAGUCAACGCAGAAGAGCUUUGCUUGUAUGGACACAUCCUAUUCCUAUCCAUCCUUCUACACAAUCAAAUAAGAUAAUCUGCCCAAUAAUCCUGGCUUUAUUUACUUACUCCUUUUACUGGUCCCUUCAAUUUUGGGAAUUUAAAACUAGCAGAAGCUUACAUCAAUAGCUGCCUGCUCUGUGUUAAUCAUCUGAAAGACAACUUGUUAUACCUGGACUUAUUAACAGUGAUUAUUACUGAUGGGCUGUAUAUUUGAAAUUUGUGCAUAUGUUGGCACCUUGAGUAAAUUUAGUUUUUUACAACCUCUAUGACAGUUUUUGCAAUACAUUUAACAAGUUUCCUAAACGCACCAACACACCUAAAACACACAAUUGACAAAACGGUUAACUUCAUGCUCAAAAUCACACGUUGUACACUAAACCUCAAAACUAAUUUUCAAAAUACAAUAAUAAACUACCACAGUACACUAUGUCUAGCAAAACACUGCAAACGUGUUUUAAAAUCAAAUAAUUAUUGAUAACACUAACACAUGUUCUCUUCCACCAGAACAUUUAGUCAAUCACACUGACAAAAAAAAACACUAUCAUCAGCUGAAAUUACAGAAACUGCAUUAUUUUAUGUGUCAGGUCUGCCCUUAUAUUUGAAGCCUUUCUACAUUUUUGUUUUGUUGGGUUAGUAAAUGCAUGCAUUUUGUUUCCUUUGCUGCAGAAAUUCAAUACAAAAAAAUUAAUGACCAUCUCAGAGUACCUUUAUAAAAUGUACAGUUUAUGUAAAAAAAAAAUACAGACACAGACCUGCUGCAGUACAGACUUUUAUUUGCAUUCUAACUCCUCUCCCUCUACCUUGUCCCACUCCUCUAAAUUGUCCUGGUACUCGUCCCUUGUGCAGGCUCUUUCUUUCUUUCUUUUUCUUUUUCUGUUGCUCUAUAUUGUUCCUUUUCCACAUAAGAUCAGCCCAAAGAGUCCUCUUUUAGAACAUAUGAUUAUGUGAUUGGAAAAACCUCAACACCUGAUUGUGGUUCCUAGAUGGGAAUCAGCUGUGAUUUAUAUAUUUCCAUAACUGCAAUAAGUUGUUUCUAAUUGGCAAUGGAAUAAAAUACAGGGAAUAUAUUUGUGUUUCAAUUCACAAUAUGAACAGCUGUUCACUUUGACUUUAGCCUAUAUAAGUUAUGUUUAGAGCAUGAUGUUAUCUGUUCUGACAUACAGUGUGAAAGCAUUUGUAAAUUUGACUGUAAUAUUACAUUGUUUUGGUCUUGGUUGAGCUUGUGUGUAAAAGAAGUUCAAGCAUUUUAAAUUGGUGUUAACUGUAUGCAUUUUGUAUCAUAGCAACAAGAAAUGUGUUAAUUGUAUAGCCUAUAAAGACGGAUGUUGUGCUAAUUGUUAAGAGUUUAGGAAACUUGUUAAAUGUAUUGCAAAAACUGUCAUAGCGAUUGUAAAAAACUGUAAAUGUGUGCUACUGCAUGCAAAAAUUGUUGUUCUUGGACUUUAAUCAAUGUGUCAACCUUCUGCAUGCAUACAGUACAGUAUAUCUAUCUAUCCAUCCAUCCAUGGUCAUGUACUGUGUAUAUACAGGUGUCAUACUGUGCAACUACUUAACUUAGCCAAUGAAUGAAUGUAUGAAAUUGUUUUCACAGAAACUUUAUUUGCUGCAUGUCUGUUUCAAGUACCCAAUGAAGAAAAGUCUUACAUAGAUUUUUAAUGUAAUAAAUGUUUGUCGUAAUUUA
This is a messenger RNA of Brienomyrus brachyistius, 5082 nucleotides long. Its product is annotated as leucine-rich repeat-containing protein 15-like. The record is from RefSeq and is a predicted model, not a curated record. The coding region runs from base 1812 to 3047 and encodes 411 amino acids. The transcript has a single exon. Gene Ontology annotation, cellular component: plasma membrane. Lineage: Eukaryota; Metazoa; Chordata; Actinopteri; Osteoglossiformes; Mormyridae. Gene Ontology annotation, molecular function: protein binding.